AGGAAUGCACGGGUUACAAAACAUAAGAAACUAGCACACACAUUGAUAUAAUUGCUUGACAGGCCUUGGCAAGGGCGCUAAAACAUUGUCCCAACUGAAUGUAGUUUCCAGAAUAUGAAUACAAAUGGAUCCCGCUGCGACCACAGCUCCUUUGCAGAACGACUGUGAAACCGAGUUGGAAAGUAAGAAACUUGGGUCCAAUUCAGUGUGGAGCUGGUGGCCGUCCUGGCGUCCAACCUCUAUGUCCCUGCUGAAAACCACUGAGUCCAAGAUUCUGGCCUGUAUUCAGAAUGACCUGUGGGCCCGGUUUGUGACCCUUCCGAACCAGGACAAAAUAUGGACUCUAACUCUUACCAACAAGGUCGUUCGCAAAUCUGCAGAGCAAGGACCUAAGACCCCCCUGGUUAUGGUCCAUGGUUUCGGAGGAGGAGUCGGACUUUGGAUCAGAAACCUGGACGCACUGAGCCGCUCACGACCCGUUUACGCCUUUGAUCUAUUGGGUUUUGGCAGAAGUUCCAGACCAUACUUUCCCUCAGAUGCUAUCAAGGCAGAGGAGCAGUUUGUUGACUCUAUAGAACAAUGGAGAAAAUCUGUAGGUCUGGAGAGCAUGAUUCUGCUGGGACACAGUCUUGGGGGAUACCUGGCUACCUCAUAUGCCAUCCAGUACCCCUCUAGGGUGUCACACCUUAUCCUGGUGGACCCCUGGGGCUUUCCCGAGCGACCCCAGGCUCAGACACAGACCCAGGAUGGUCAGAGCUCAGAGAUGGCAAAGAGGCCAUCUCCCCCCCGAUGGGUGAAAGCCAUCGCGGCAGUUUUCUCCCUCUUCAACCCGCUGGCUGUCAUUAGAGCAGCAGGCCCAUGGGGGCCGGGGUUGGUGAACAGAUUCCGUCCUGAUUUCAAAAGAAAAUUUGAGGAUCUGUUUGAUGAUGACACAAUGACACAGUACAUCUACCACUGUAAUGCUCAAACCCCAAGUGGUGAGGUGGGUUUCCGGGCCAUGUCAGAGUCUCUAGGCUGGGCCAAGAGGCCCAUGCUGCAGCGGGUUAGUCUACUGCCUCCCUCCAUGCCUGUAACAAUGCUGUAUGGGGCUCGGUCCUGGGUGAGCAGCUCAUCUGGGGACCUGAUGGCCGAGUUGAGGAAAGAGGCUCACACCAAAGUGAUGCUAAUUGAUGACGCUUCGCACCAUGUUUAUGCCGAUCAACCGGAAGAGUUCAACAAAGUGGUGAAUGAUAUAUGUAAAUCUGCAGACUGAGCACGGACCUGUGUGGGUCUGCACGGACUGAAAUAAAUGUAAAAAGACAAUUCACUAUGGUGGUUUUAACCCUGUGACCUUUGCAUGUUAAGCAUGCUAAAUAAUGUUGCUUUGAAAUAUCCGUAGACAUCAUAGGUUUGCGGCAAUUAUAUUGUUGAUAGUGCUGCAAAUAUAUGUUCACUGUUAUUUGUUAGCCAAUGAGAUAUUAUUAAGUACAUAUAUUUAUACUGUUUGUUGUAUUUUUGUCCACAUGAAGGAUUAGCCAAACCACAUUUUCAAGUGCAAAAAUGAUGAUGUAUUAGCUCACUUCUUUAAUGACAUAAAGUGAAACAUUCAGAAUGCACUGGCUUUAUUUAUCACAGAAGCCUCAUAGCCACUGAUUCAUUCUUUAACAUGUGCCUGAUGCCGUCUAUUUUUUGUUGCCCUUGUCCGUCUUUUAUCACUGUAUCAUACAGCUCGUCUGUUUUUUGUACCUUUUCAAAGAAUAAAUAUGUUUGUUGGACGAAACAUCCGCCUGUGAUGCAACUGCCACAGGUGGCAGUUAUAAUCCAGCCAGUAGAGGGCAGCAUCGAGCGCAAUUUCUGAUGAGUUCUUCC
Messenger RNA from Menidia menidia (Atlantic silverside), 1848 nucleotides. Lineage: Eukaryota; Metazoa; Chordata; Actinopteri; Atheriniformes; Atherinopsidae. The record is from the annotation of a GenBank genome assembly.